GGACACUCCAACCCAGGAGUCCCAGUGGAAGAGAUGAGGCACCCAAGGGCCACCAAAGGAACCAUGCCCAGAGGCAUGUCUGCCAGUGAAAGACUGCUCGGUGCCCAGUGAGUACGUUGCUGUGCUAGCUGUGGAAAAGGGAAGGAAAUGAAGAGUGAAGAAGCUAGCCAUUUUUUCCUUUCCAUUGAAUCUUUUUAAGCAUUUUAAUAUAAAUGCAGUCCUUAUCAGGAUUAUUACAAGAAAGUGAGAAAAACAGUGAGAAAGAGACACUCUCAAAAGCUCAAAGCAUGGAAAAAACUAAAGUAAAAGAAAAAUAUCUUCAGCAGGCCAGGAGAAGAGAAGAAGUACUAGCUCUCCAGAGGAAACAGAGAGAAGAAAGGAUUGCAAAAGAGCUGAUGUCUCACUCACAUAAACCAAAGAUCAAAACUGAUCAAGUAAGCAGGCAGAAGGUGUCUGAAGCUGACCUUAUGGAUCAAGAAGCAGUAAAGGCCCUUAAAUAGUUCAGCUAAAUUGUCUGAUGGAGAGAAUAAAGUGUUUCUUUGCCCCAGAAAAAAUAUCCUGCUAUCAGAAGCAUGCUGCUUUGGACUUCAAGCCAUGUACAUUUCUCUUUUGACUACAUAUCUAGUUGCUCCUACUGAGACGUGGCAUGAAUGUGGCAAAGGCUGUGGAUAGGCUUGCAGAAAAUUGCCAGCCUACCCAUAACUUUCUUUGUUUUGCUAAAGUUAAAAUAAAUGCUUAAUUCAGAAACAUUUUAAAUUAUG
Aquila chrysaetos chrysaetos is the source of this 761-nucleotide messenger RNA. RefSeq names its product HOATZ cilia and flagella associated protein (gene HOATZ). The transcript is spliced from 5 exons. NCBI's taxonomy places the organism in Eukaryota, Metazoa, Chordata, Aves, Accipitriformes, Accipitridae. Gene Ontology annotation, biological process: cilium assembly. The record is from RefSeq and is a predicted model, not a curated record. Bases 213 to 500 code for a protein of 95 amino acids.